Molecule: messenger RNA, 2534 nt
Organism: Rosa chinensis
Lineage: Eukaryota; Viridiplantae; Streptophyta; Magnoliopsida; Rosales; Rosaceae
Product: wall-associated receptor kinase 2
Exons: 3
Coding region: 83-2338 (751 amino acids)
Biological process (GO): protein phosphorylation; cell surface receptor signaling pathway
Cellular component (GO): plasma membrane
Molecular function (GO): protein serine/threonine kinase activity; ATP binding; polysaccharide binding
Source: RefSeq, a predicted model, not a curated record
AUCACUUUAGUACACCUGAAUUUCUAAAUUCCAACCCGAGCUCCGGCCCUAGCCUGCUUGAUUUGGGGUCGUCGAUCAGAACAUGGCGUUGCGACUCUCAUUGGUGGCAGUCCUACUGCUGUUAUCGGCGGCUAGUACUACUACGACAACAGCAGCUCCUGCUCUAGCCAAGUCUGGCUGCCCAGACAAGUGCGGCAAUCUCACAAUUCCAUACCCAUUUGGCAUGGAGGAGGGUUGUUACCUGCGAAAAGAAUUCUCUAUCAAUUGUAGCAAUACCACCCAACCACCAACAGCAUAUUUUGCGAAAGACAGCAAUAUCGUUGUUACUAACAUUUCCCUUGAUGAAGGUGAGGUGCGAAUAUUAAACUUCAUAGCUUCAGAUUGCUAUGAAGCCCCCGGCAAUACGACAUCCGGGUUUUUCUCUGAGAUCACCCUGAAUCUUCCUUAUACGAUAUCUGAUACCAAAAACAGAUUCAUUGUCGUUGGUUGUGACACUUACGCAUUUCUUCGAGGCUACCGAGUGGAAGAAGGUGAUCAGUUCUCAACUGGAUGCAUGUCCAUAUGCAACAGCCUCGACAGCGUUGAUAAGAACUCUUGCUCCGGUGUUGGGUGUUGCCAGACUAACACCCCCAGCGGGCUGUACAAUACGAGGGUGACUGUGAAUAGCUUCUACAACUAUUCGGAUGUAUGGAAGUUUAACCCCUGCAGCUACGCCUUCAUUGCGGAACAAGGCCAGUUCAAUUUCUCCCCUGCGAGUUUUGAACAACUGAAUGGCACUGACCAGGUUCCAAUAGUUCUUAAUUGGGCUAUUGGGAAUGACAAUGACCCUUGUGAUGAAGCUCAAAAGAGGGAGGAUUUCGCUUGCAAGGCUCAUAGCAAGUGCGUCAACAGGCCUAUCAAUGGGUCUAUAGGUUACUUGUGCCAGUGCUUGCCUGGUUACGAAGGAAAUCCCUACCAUCCAGAUGGUUGCCAAGAUAUUGAUGAGUGCGAGGUUCCAAACCUCUGCCAGCAUGGAAAGUGCUUAAAUUCACAAGGAAAUUACUCUUGUUCAUGUCACAAAGGAUACAAACAUGACGGCAUGAAUGACAAGAUCUGCAUCAAAAAAGUCUCGAAGAUGGAAGUCCUGCUUAUAGUUUCAUUGGGUGUAAGUGUAGGCUUCUUGGUUUCAUUCAUUGGAAUUGCAUGGUUAUGGUGGGCAAAUAAGAAAAGACAAUUCAUCAAACUGAAAAAAAAGUACUUCAAAGAAAAUGGAGGCUUAUUGUUACAACAACAACUUGCCAGUCAUGGAGGUACUAUAGACACAACAAAAAUUUUUAGUGCAGAAGAACUUCAGAAGGCUACAAACAAUUACCAUGAAAGUAGGGUUCUUGGCAAAGGAGGCUAUGGAAUAGUAUACAAAGGUAUACUACCAGAUAACCAAGUGAUUGCCAUAAAGAAGUCAAAAGUUUGUGCCGGCAGUCAGAGUGAGCAAUUUGUCAAUGAGGUAAUCAUUCUUUCUCAAAUCAACCACAGAAAUGUUGUGAAGCUUUUGGGUUGUUGUUUAGAAACAGAAGUGCCUAUACUUGUAUACGAGUUCAUCAGCCAUGGCACUCUUCAUGAGCACAUUCAUAAGAAAAGAUCAUCACUCGCAUUUGAAUUACGAAUGAAGAUAGCAGCUGAAGCAGCAGGAGCACUAGCCCAUUUACACUCCUCAAUUUCCACGCCAAUCAUACAUCGAGAUGUCAAAGCAGCGAAUAUUCUGUUAGAUAAUAAGUAUACGGCAAAAGUGUCAGACUUUGGAGCUUCACGAUUGGUUUCUUCAGGUGAAGCUGGAAUACAAACUGUAGUGCUCGGGACAAUAGGAUACCUGGACCCUGAAUAUCUGCAUUCAAACCAACUAACAGAAAAGAGUGACGUUUACAGCUUUGGGGUUCUCUUGGCUGAGCUUUUAACAAGCAAAGUGGCAGUUUCUAAAGAUAAAUUCUUAGCAAGCAUCUUUGUUGCUUCCAUGGAAACAGAUUGCUUAAAUCAAGUGCUUGAUGAUGAGAUAGUGAAUGAAGGAAAUAUUGAGAUGGUGAAAUAUGUGGCCAAACUUGCAAGAAGAUGUUUGAGGGUAAAAGGGGAGGAAAGGCCUACCAUGAGAGAAGUAGCCAUGGAGCUAGGAGGAAUGAUCAUGACAAAGCAUCCAUGGGGUUCUGCAGAUCAUUACUUUCCAGAAGAGACAGAGCACUUGCUCGGAUCACCUAAUACUUCCAAGGAUUACUUUGUGAAUAUUGAUGGUGGUGGUGGUCCUGGUACUGCCACUGGGUCUAGCAUGCAAAUAGACAUGUCAAUGUCUUCAUAUGCUGAUGGGCGAUAGUCAUUUGACUCGUUAACAUUGAUGCAGUGUUUUAAUGAAAUUCUAGCUAGAUACCAGUAUGCUGAAACAAUAUUUAUCGGUCUUCAAAGGCAUGGCCAAUAGGCCUUUUAGGCCAUGCUGAGAUCAUUUCUGCAGUAGAAGUGUGUUUAGGGGUUUGGUAUUGAUAUUUUGUUGGGACAGUGAAAAAUUUGGUCAA